GUUGACACAAUCUGUAUGCUAUGUUUAGGUUUGUUGCUCAUUCAGUGGGUCAUUCUGAAAUUAGCUGAGAGCUGUUUGUUGUUCAAGUUGUUUCAUACUUUGAACGGAUUAUUCUACUGUGUUUUUUUUUAUUUUGGAUUAUUAGCGGUGUCAACUUGAACGUUUUAAGGUGUUAAAGGCGUGUCUUGUUUGUUUGUGAAUGUAACAGUUCGUAGUAUCAAGUGAAAUGUGUGUUACUUAUUAAAAUAUUUUGAUACAUAUACAUUAAGAACCAUUUGUAAUAUCAUCACGUUCUUAAUUUUAAUAUUGACGUAACAUUUUAACUUUUUUUUUAUAAUGUUUGACGAUGAUUGAUUCUAAAAGUCACAAAAUUAAAUCAGUCAAACUAAGGAAAAAUAAAAGUACCUUUAAUGGUGAUAUUUCUCCUAUAGUUAAUGGACAAAAGUUACCAAAUGGGAAAAUUGUACAUGAAAGAGAAAAAACUAACAAAUCAUGGAAUGUGAUGAGUUUUAGUGAAUAUGCAGACUAUAGGUCCAAUGAAGAGAAGUCGUUGAGUCAUUCAUUAUUUGGAAACUCUUUAUAUGACUUUGCUUGGGACCUCAUCGCUGAAAUCCACAACAGAAGACACUCUACCUCUUCAGGGAAUAUUGGGGCUACAAAAUUAAGUUCUCCCUUGGAAAAGGAAGGAGGCAGUUCUCCUGGAUUCAUAUUUAGGUUUUACAAAAAGUUUGGCAUUUAUUGGAAUGUUUUUCCGAAGACGGAUUACUGUUACCUUCCAGGGUCACCAGAUUACAAUAAAGAAAUCAGCCCUGGAAUACCUAAAGUGCCCAAUCUUUCACGUCAUCCUCUUUCAUCUUUUAUAAAUCGCAGUGUUGGUAUCAGGUCAAGGACAGUUAACAAAUAUGAUUCAACGGCAGAUCUUAAUCUUUCAGAUUCAUCACUCAUUUCUUCUACUAAAAUUAAUAAUAUUUCUCAGAGUUUCUUCUCUACAGAAAGUGGCGAGAAUGUGGAAACACGGCAGAACAUCAUUAAUAAUAUUUUAAGCAAGGAACAGAGAGAAAGAAGUAGUUGGACAACUAUAAGAAGUUUAACUCGCACUUGUGUGACCUUAAUCAACAGGACCAUAAUUAUGACAUUGUCUGCAAUGACUAAAGCUGUUACUUCUUCAUCACAAAUGAGCAAUUUUCGGAUACCCUUACUGCUCCUUAUUUUUCUUUUACCAUUUUUAUUAUUCUCAAUUCUUGGAUUUGGUAAUGAAAUCAAAACAACUGAAAGUAUAAGUGAAGAAAGCAUUCCAAUGAAAUUGAUAUCCUGGAUUAUUGGUAGCUUUACAUCUUUUUUAUGUCUAGUCAAAGAUUCAUUCCUAUUAAUUCCUACGAUUUUCCAACAGCUGGCAGCUUUUUUUUUAACAAUGUAUAAUACAGAAACUGCAGUCCUUAACGAAGCUGUCAGUAUUAAAUCUACUGAGAAGUUAUCUACUCCUCUUGUUCCUAUCGCUGCAAACUUUUCCCGAGAAUUAACUAAGGAAGAACUGAUAACAUUACAGUCUGGAAUAAUAGAAAGAAUAAAAAAAGAAUUAGCUGGUCAAGAAAAUCAUAUGUCUUUAAGAAUAGACAAACUACAGAAACAGAUGGAACAGCUGACAGAAGACAUUAAAAAAAUGAGUGGGUCAUUUGAGGCUGAUUGGAAAAACCGUUUCACCAAAUUGGAAGAUGAAAUAAAGCUGGAAUUAUCAGAUAUCAGAAAAUCUGUUGAUGAAUUUGGAGAAAGAGCAGUUGGAGGGUUUGUGGCUACUCCAGCUAAAAUGGUUGAAAAGGCUGUUGCUAAAUAUCAUGCAGAUAGAACAGGGAAACCAGACUAUGCUCUCCAAUCUUCUGGUGGUUAUAUUGUGCGAGUUAGGUGUACUCAGGUUUAUUCUAAAACUACUGCAAAAUUUUAUUUAUUUGGUUUGCCAUUACCAUGGGAUGUAUUUAAUGGUCCAGAUACUAUAAUAAAGCCCGGUGUUAUGCCAGGAGAGUGUUGGGCAUUUGAAGGAUCAUAUGCUCAAGUUACACUUCACUUAGCCACCAAAAUAAAGGUCACAGGGUUCUCUAUUGAACACUCUCCUCGUGAACUUUCUCUUCAUGGCCACAUACUGUCUGCUCCAAAACAGUUCUCUGUCUGGGCUUUAGAUGGCGAAGAAGAUGAAAACCCUGUACUGCUUGGAAGGUUCACUUUCUUAGAUAAUGGAGAAAGCCUUCAAGAAUUUGAAGCCAUGGAAUAUGACAAAACCAUCGACCUGGUUGAAUUGAAGGUUGAAAGCAAUCAUGGGCAUCCUGAGUAUACCUGCUUGUAUAGAUUCAGAGUAUAUGGCAUACCACCACCGAUUGAACGAAUUUCAAUGAACAGUUCAAUUAAUCAAAAUCAACAUUCUUCAAUACCUCAUUGAAGUAGUUGUAAACCCUGACUUUAAUUGAUAAUUAGAUUAAGUACUAGUAGAGGAAUGUAAUGUUUUGUUUUUAAACUGUGUUCAUUUUAUUUGAAGUUAAUUUGAAAAUACAUAAUUACAUAAAAAUUUAUACUAUUUUUUAGUGAUAGGGUUGACUAUAAAAUUGAUUUUUUUUUCAUGUAUAAAUAAACUCUAAAUUCACUUCAACAUAAAUUGUUUUGGUAUGACAGUUAAUAAUAGUUUUUUUUUUCUCUUUCUUUAAAGAGAAAUUUUGUAUCAUAUAAUUAGUUACCAUGUCCAAAGACUUUUAAAUUGUUUUAAUAUUCUUAUUUGAAUGUUAGUUUUGAUAUUUCAAAUUAUUACAUUAGUAUGCUUUAUGUACCAUUGUCAUGUAAAUAUGUCACUUAUUUAUUUUGUAUAUUUUGAGUAAAUUUCUUCCAGAUUUAUAUAUUUAUAUUUUUUCUUAUUGAUGUGAGUUAAGUAAAUACUACAUAAGUCUUAUGCUUUUCCAAGAAAUAGAUAAUAUAGUUUGAAUUUUGUAAAACGAAUAUACAAUAGAAAAUUGUUUAGGGUGGGGUGUUAUAAAUUAGUAUUUAUAGAGACCAAUAUUAUCAACAACCUAUUAUCAUUUAACUAAUUGACUGUCAAACACAAGUUAUUAUUUUUCUUAUGUUUUGAAUUUUCUCAAUGUUAGAUUGACAUACUGAUAAAUGUAUAAUAAUCAUAUGGGAUGGACAAUUCCUAAUGGUUCUUUGCUUAUGAAAAAUAUUUACGUAAUAUUUUAUUACAAGGUUAUAAAAACAAAAAGUCAUUGUAAGAGCGAAUUGUAAUUAUAUAUCUUAAUUCACUGUUAUAUGUAUAGUGAAGACUAAUGUAGGCAAUAUAUUGUGUUUCUUGACAGUUGUUUUUUGAUAGCACCAAAAAACCAAAACAGACCAAAUUUGGUCUCAAACGUUUUGUGGUAGGGGUACUGUCCAUAUAGGAAAACUAAGUUUGUGUAAAAUUAAACAAACACAUUUUAAAGGAGUAGUAUGUUUGUUUAAUUUGAUACAUUGGUAUAGAAACAACAUUUUUCCAUUUAGGACAGUUUUAUUCCAAAAACGCUUUUGGCAUUCAAUGUGUUAUUUUGCAAAUAAAAACUCAUCAUGAAUGACAGUAUAGUAUCUUUUGUUAGAAUGCAUUAUAAUAAGUUAUAAAAACUUUUCCUGAACAGCGGUUAAAAUAACAUAUAAUUUCUCUAAUAUUAAAAAAAAAAAAAACUUCCAGUUUUUGUAUUAACAUAUAAAAAAAUGUGUUACUGAUCUAAUUUUAUUGAAAUCCAACUACCCGGAUGGAUUGCUAAUCAUUUUAAAGAUUUAAAAAAACAAACAAAACUAAAAUGUUAAUCGGUUAUUUUAGAUUGCCAUUAUUUUCAGUCGAAAAUCCCUCUCCCCUCCCAUCAAAUGAAUAUGGUAAAAGAAGUGUUGUACUUAUUCUUUUUCUAAUGGCAAUAAUGAUAAUUCAUUAUUAGCCAUUGAAAUUCACACGUUGCCUUAAAAUAAAGAAUGAAUAUUUAUAUUAUAUUUUUCUUAUAUGGUUUUUUAGUAUUGUAGAGGUAUUACAAUAGAUUGUAAUGGAUUAUGAGCAUUUUUGUCAGUUAGUAUAUAUUGUUACUAGGUUAACAUAAACUGUACUAUCAGUAAAGUUUAAGUAAUAUGUGUGUUUAUAGUUUUAAACUCUGUCAAGUUGCUUUUCACAAUUAUAGAAUUAGAAUCUCAUAAUUUGUCGUGUAGUAUACACUGUUUAAAUUAUUGUUUUAAAAUGUAAAAUUUCUGAAAUUAAUAUACUACUUACAAGUUCUAAGCUAGUCAUUAGAGUAAGAUAUAAAAAACAAUAAAUAUUUUUUAUCAAACAGUUCAUAUUUAAAAUAAUAAAAUAGAAGUUUAAACUUCAGUUGCAAUAAAAACACACACACACAUAAUAUAUGUGUAUAUAUAAAUUUUAAAUCUGCCUCUUGUGCCUAUUUAAAAUUGGUAUUUUGAAUAUUUAUUGGUUAUUUGUUUUUCUAAAGUUUUAUUAUAAAUUUUAAGAAUCAAUUUAUAAUGUACAGUUUCAAAUUUUAAUCAUAAUUUAUUUGUUUGUAUUUAUGUAAUAUGUAUUAAAAUUUAUAAUUUUUCUAAUUAUUGUUUUGUUAUUAGUCACGAGUUCUGUGAACUCAUUUUUGUAAAUCAAAAUAGUAUAUAUUUCUAAUAUGUAAUUUAAACUAUAGUUAUAAGGAUUUUAGAUGUUUCAAAUGAUAUUAAUUUCAAAUAAAUCAAUUUGAACAUAUAAUCUGUAGUUUAGGUGCAGGUGAAAAAAUAAUAUCAAAU
Molecule: messenger RNA, 4776 nt
Organism: Nezara viridula (southern green stink bug)
Lineage: Eukaryota; Metazoa; Arthropoda; Insecta; Hemiptera; Pentatomidae
Source: the annotation of a GenBank genome assembly